Molecule: messenger RNA, 4387 nt
Organism: Paramormyrops kingsleyae
Lineage: Eukaryota; Metazoa; Chordata; Actinopteri; Osteoglossiformes; Mormyridae
Source: RefSeq, a predicted model, not a curated record
GCACCGAAUACCAAGUCAUUGUUGUUGGAAUGGACAAGGUCUUCCCAGAAAUGACAUCUGAUCGAAUCCAGGAAAUCACCAAGGCUUUGGUUGCAUACCUCAAGGAAGCCAUUUUCCAAAAGCAUGAUCCAGCCUGCCUGGAGAAUAUCAAUGAUGAUUCUGAGUGGCUGUCCGUCAAUUUUGGAGAUUUUUCUAAUUAUAUAAAUUAUUCAGAUUUAAUGGAUUUCAACAUUACUGGGGAGGAUAGUAUUCUCACUCAGAAACAGUUGGCGCAGUUCGUAGCCACUCCUGGGGAGCUGAAGCGACCAGAUGAUAUCAUCAAAAUUAUGGCAAUGAUUCAUUUCUCCUUUAUAGGACCAUUCUUUGACAUUGUAUCUCCAGUUAUUCAGAAAAAUGAAGGAAACUACAGCCAAGAAAUAAAAUCAACAUUGCUCCAAGUGGUGUUUGACAGAGGGAAUUUGUCAUCACCUGGUGUCUCAAACAACGAAAUUCUUUUAUGGCUUAAAUUAAGGCUGAGGCCUUUGCUCCCAAGUCUGAAUUCAUCUCAGGUGGCUCCUUUCUUUAACAUUGUGAGGAACAGGAACUGCAACAUAAGCCAAGAAGCUAUUGAUAUACUUAACCAAGUUCACUCUUCACUGAAUGAUGCUACACAGAAAGAAAUCUACAAUAACAUAAUGCUCUUACUCCAAGAACCAAGUGCAAUGCAGUGCUAUACAAAUGGCAGCUUCUAUCUGUUCCUGAAAAAAUAUUUCAAUGACUUCGGAUUUCCUGAUUUAACCGACUUUCUUUUGUUAAUGCCAAAAAGACAACAGCCCAAGCUGAUCAACUCCAUUCUUGAAUCUGAGCUGGAAAUCUUGCUUCAGCAGCCCGGUUUUGUUGGAAACACCACAGAUCUAUGUAUUUUAUUAACAAACUACAAAAGUAUCAGCCACUUCUUGGAAAUUGUGAAUGUUCCAGAUUCCUUGAGACAACAAAUCUUAUUUUGUGUGUGGCCUUUAGCCCUGAGUAGUGAGACACAAGUAGAUGCUGAUGCAUGGUUUGACAACACACUGAAAGACUACUUGAAAUUCCUUACAAAGGAUCUGAUCAGUUUCUCUGAAAUACAAACUGCCAGCUGUCCAUCGUUUUGGAAAUUCGUGUCCUACCUUGGAGAGAGUUACAACUACAUCAACUCAGACUUUACCCAGAAAGAUGUUUAUAAUACUAUUAAAGACUAUCUGAACUCAGGCACAAAGCCAAAAUGUUAUGAUUCUACUGAUCCACAAAUGAAUUCAGCUGCUUGGUUUGUCAAUAACCUCAAUACAUUCAUCUCAUUCAUGUCUUUGGAUGAUCUCAUCUCAUUUGUCCCCACUGAUGAAAUGGGAUUAUUCUUGGUGAACCCUGAAGAUAUUCAACUCUUUAGCAGCCAAACACUACCUGAGGAUGUCGUCUCUUUUUGCACCUCCCAAAUUUAUAAGUACAGCCCUAAUUUUGACCCACUGAAUCUCCCAGGUCAGUUUCUUUGUAAAGUCCAAAUAUCAGUGUACAUGAAUCAAAAUCAGACUCAGAGCAUCAGUAUUCUGAAUAUACUGAACAAGUUCUGCAAUAAUUCUGAGAGUGCUGCAGCUUUGGUACAAAAUAUCCAGACGGUCAAUGUAAAUACCAUCAUAAACUUAGGACAGGAUAACUCUGCGCUCACAGUCUCACAACUUUCCUCAACUUCAGUCAGUGUUCUUGUGUCCUCUCUACAAACAUUGAGUAAUGUGAGUGGCUGGAGCCUGGACCAGACCACUGCAAUCAUACAUACCAUCACGGCAGGGGGCUAUAAGAUUGACAGUGCUGCCAGCUUGCUGUCGUUGGGAAGUCUAAUAAGUGGUGUUCCAACAACAAUGUUUGACAGCAUUCCCACGUCUGAGAUCAUCAUUACGUCUCAAAAUAAAAAUUUUAUCAAUAACAUGAUCCAAGCACCCGAAAUUGUACAGGAUGUUUACGUUUCAAAGAUUAUCACCAUCAGUCAAGACCCCAGUAAAAUAAUGCAGAAUGUUCCUGAUGAACUGGCCUCGAAAAUACCACUACCUCUGUUGGUUUUCUCUGAAAACGAUGUUCAAAUAACUGCAAUCAAUGUGAAAGCAUGGGAUCAAGAACAGGCUAUUGUGUUGUUCGGGACAAUUGUAAAUGCUACUGAGGAUGUUGAAGAACUUGCACCUUCCAUAUUGCAAGGAUUUACGUGCAAUGCAGUGAGCCAUCUUGAAGUUUCCAAAGUUACACAGCUCAUCCAAGCUUCCAGGUUAAGACCAGACCGGAAAAAAGUGAAGCUAACAGAAACGCAAUUAACUUGCAUGAACAGUUACAUUCAAGAUGAGGAAUCGCUUAACUUUACAGAAUAUCCUUCAGACAUGUUGCUAUAUUAUAACUAUGCACAGGUUGGACAACAACAAUGUAAGUCGUAUUUCACUGCAAUUGGAACAGCAGAUUUUAGUAUCCCCUCUGCAGUCCUCAAUAUAGAUACCACUUUGCUGGAUGAGGCGAAAAGCUGUCUUGGCAUUUCAGGCACAAUCCUCAGUGCAGACAACGUGGAGGUGCUUGGGAAUAUGGUCUGUACACUUAAUGGGUCCUAUAUUGAGAACUCUGAUUCCCUGAUCCUGGAGAAACUAAAGAACUGUAACAACUUCUCAAUGGACCAAGUCACAGCUAUGGAGAAUCUGCUGUUUACUGGUGCAACCAAAUAUGGAAAUGCCUCAGCAUGGAAUGUACAAACCCUGUACAAUCUUGAAACACUUCCAUUGUACCUAACAACGCAAUUCUGGAGCAUGUUCGGACAGUCUGUGAAACAACAGUUCCUGAGGUCAUUCCUGCCACAAUUAAGGAAAAAUGGAGUUGACAUAGAAAAACUGAGAAAUUUGUUUGAGAUGCUGAAUUCUGUUAGAAGUAAACGGGCUGCAGAAUGCAAUGGUAACAGCAUUACUCAGAUUCAAAUAAACGACGCAUCUUUCCCGUUCGGAUUUGGGUUGACGGACUUCAACUGUAUGGAUGUUAAGCUUGUGAUAGACAAUUUGGCAACCUUGGCAACAAAAGUUGUUGCUACAGACCUUCAGAAAGCUGUUCUCGCCAAAUUAAACCAGGCAUACCCUUCAGGUAUUCCAGAUGGAAAUGUUCAAUUGCUUGGGUCAAUUUCCCAUGUGGCUUCAUUAAGUGACAUCAAUAAAUGGAACAUCACUACAAUUGAUACACUGUCUGCUUUGAUGAACCCGUCUCUCGGACAAUGGGAACCAGAUAUGAGUAAGGCCAUCAUCACAAAGUACUUAGGAACUGCAGGCAAAAGUCUGGGAACACUUGAAUUGAAUUCAAUCGGUGGACAAAACCUGUGUUGUCUGGAUGUCAGUAUACUUGAGACCAUAAAUUCAAGCAGCCUUGGCUAUGCCAAACCUUUAGAUAUAUCAUCUUGCACCACUCAGCAAAAGAAUCUGCUCUACCAAAAAGCCAUCACCUUCUUUAGCACUUACAAGAGUAAAACUGAUGCUUUUUAUCAAUUAACCAGGCCGUAUCUAGGUGGUGCGAAUCUGCCAGACAUAAGGAAUCUCUCUGUCAUGAAAAUAAGCAUGGAUAUAUUGACUUUCCAGAACCUUAACACAGAUGUUAUCAUGAAUCUUACUGUGAAAGAAGUGCAAGGCCUCCUGGGUACAUGCUUACCUGAUCUGAAAACUUUUAAGAAUGUUUCAAUACUACAUCAAUGGAUUGCAAAUCAGUUUCAAUCUGACCUGAACACCCUGAAAAUUGGCCUCACUGGAGGAAGAUCAGGACCUGUUCCAACAACUGCACCAGCUGGCAAUUCUGCAAAUAACUCCACAAAAAGCACAACCGCAACAACAACAAAACAUGCAUCUACAGCUGCAGGCAACGGGAUCACGAACCCAAAUAAUGGAGGAAUGCACCUAGCAUCAAAACGUUGGGCUUUAACUGUUCUUAUUGGGAUAAUCAUAAUUUCUGUGCAGUUGUUGUGGUGAUUUUAAUGUAGAAUUGUACCUACAAAAGAAGCAAUACAUUCCUAUUGUUAUGCUGAAUUGUAACAAGUAAAUUAAUCAUUUGAUCUUUGUACUCUUUAAAGUGUUCUUAAAAGUUUCACUCAUGAUUUUUAUUAUGAUUUUAAAGGGCAAAAUGGUAUCUUGACAAUGUUUUCACUAACAAUUAUAUAGUACAAUUACACAUUAUAUGGUUAUAUAGUACACAAUUUAGUCUUCUGUUAAGUGUGUUAUCUAUUAAGUAAUCAUGUAAACUUAGAGUAAAGAUGUGUGAAAUAAAUAAAGUAAACAUAAUGUAACAUCUAUCAAAUUUUAGAAAAAAACACAUUCAAAAUUUGUUAUGGGAAAAAAUGUUCCUUUCUUUCAAUAAAAUAAACAUUUAACUCUAA